Messenger RNA from Heterobasidion irregulare TC 32-1, 642 nucleotides. RefSeq lists its product as uncharacterized. Bases 1 to 642 code for a protein of 213 amino acids. Lineage: Eukaryota; Fungi; Basidiomycota; Agaricomycetes; Russulales; Bondarzewiaceae. The transcript has 3 exons. The record is from RefSeq and is a predicted model, not a curated record.
AUGAAACUAAUAAGAGCACAUAUAACAGGAGCACACACAAUAGGAGCAUAUACAAUGGAAGCACACAUAAUAAGAGUAUACACGAUGGGAGCAUAUGUAAGGGGAGCACACACAACAAGAGCAUAUACAACAAGAGCACAUACAAUAAGAGCACACAUGAUAGGAAGCAUAUCUAAUAGGAGCAUAGCACACAUAAUAGAAGCACACCCAACCAAAGCACAUCUAACAAAAGCACAUGUGAUGGGAAUAUACACAAUGGGAGUAUACAUGAUGAAAGCAUACAUAAUGGGAGCACACUAUGUCACACCACAUACAACAAAAGCACAUCUAAUAAGAGCAUACCUAAUGAGAGCAUACCCAAUGAGAGCAUACCCAAUAAGAGCACACCCAAUGAAAGCAUACCCAAUGAGAGCACACUCAACAAGAGCAUACCUAAUGAGAGCACACCCAAUAAGAGCACAUUCAACAAGAGCAUAUCCAAUAGAAGCACAUACAAUAGAAGCAUACCCAAUAAGAGCACACCUAAUUCAAGCAUACACAAUGGGAGCACAUAUGACAGAAGCACACACAAUAAGAGCAUAUACAAUAAAAGCAUACAAAAUGAGAGCACAUGUAAUAGGUAAUCAAGUCACAAGUAUAUAG